CGCUCUCCGUUCUCACAGAGCGCUGUAUUGAGUGUUUGCAUUGUGUCUGAACCGCCGGAGAGCUUUAAAAAAUAUACCAACAGCAGCAAUGUCGGGCAGGUCAGUUCGCGCGGAGACCAGGAGCAGAGCGAAAGAUGAUAUCAAACGGGUUAUGGCCGCUAUUGAAAAAGUACGAAAAUGGGAGAAGAAAUGGGUAACGGUUGGAGACACGUCCCUCCGAAUCUUCAAGUGGGUCCCUGUAACAGAGCCCAAGACUGACGAGAAGAGCAAGAGCAAGAAGAAAGGGAAAGAUGAGAAGUGUGGCUCGGAGGUCACGACCCCGGAGAACAGCUCCUCUCCUGGAAUGAUGGAUAUGCAUGAUGAUAACAGCAAUCAGAGCUCCAUCGCAGACGCCUCUCCCAUAAAGCAGGAGAACAGCAGCAAUGCAAGCCCAGCCCCAGAGCAGGUCACUGCUCCCCAGGGAGAGAGUACCGAAGCCAAGCCUGAAGAGAUCCAGCCCUCUGCAAAGGACCAGACCAGCCCAGAGGCAGGCAAGAAUCCCAACUCGUUAGAAAACUCUGGAAGUAGCUCAGAAAAGGCAGAAGCACAGCCUUCGGGAGACAAAGAUUCCUCCUCAGAUAUAGCCAAAACCACUCAGUCAUGCAAACUAACUGCAGGUUUUCCACCUUGGGAUUUUGAAGGAAUCUAAGGUUCAUACUGAGACAGCCCAGCCCGUCUUUGAGGAGAGUUAAACUGUUGGAAGGGUUUCCCUGCAAGGCACACUAACUGGGUCCCCGAGGAGCCACAAUCGUUCUGGAAAUUCUCUCCUACUUGCCAAGAACAAACUUGUCUUCUCCGUGAUGGCCAGCUCCAGUCCCUACACCAUCGGGAACGACGGGAAGAACAUCACCUGUGAAAGUAGAUGCUGACGAUAUUCAAACGUAACGUUUCUUCUCCGCGUUCCUUUUCCUUUUUGAAAUGGUUUGAAGUCCGCUGGAGGGUCUGCGCACUGUUUUUAAAUGUCAAGAUCACAGUUUAUUCUGCUGCUAUAGCAGGGCUGGAAAUUAGACUCCCAUUGCAUGGCAGUUUGAGCCAUUCCUGGUUUUACUACGAGUUCAGCAGAACACACC
Polyodon spathula (Mississippi paddlefish) is the source of this 1109-nucleotide messenger RNA. Its product is annotated as B-cell CLL/lymphoma 7 protein family member A-like. The record is from RefSeq and is a predicted model, not a curated record. The transcript has 6 exons. Lineage: Eukaryota; Metazoa; Chordata; Actinopteri; Acipenseriformes; Polyodontidae. The coding region runs from base 89 to 688 and encodes 199 amino acids.